Molecule: messenger RNA, 2480 nt
Organism: Frieseomelitta varia
Lineage: Eukaryota; Metazoa; Arthropoda; Insecta; Hymenoptera; Apidae
Product: NADH dehydrogenase [ubiquinone] flavoprotein 1, mitochondrial-like
Exons: 8
Coding region: 78-1478 (466 amino acids)
Biological process (GO): mitochondrial electron transport, NADH to ubiquinone
Molecular function (GO): FMN binding; 4 iron, 4 sulfur cluster binding; NAD binding
Source: RefSeq, a predicted model, not a curated record
AUUCACCACGAGAUGACUAUAGUGUGAUCUUCUAAAUUCAACAUUGAAUGUUGUAAAAUACUGCGACUGCAAACAGCAUGGUUGUUACACGUUAUUUCCAGAUCUCAAAGAGACAAUUAAGUUUCCUGGGGUCAUCUUUCAGUCAAAAACAAAAAACAUUUACCGAAACUGCGUCCGAAGGGAAGAAAAAAGGUGGUCCCCUGGCUGAUCAAGACCGUAUCUUCACAAAUUUAUAUGGUAGACAUGAUUGGAGAUUGAAGGGUGCCCUGAAAAGAGGAGAUUGGUACAAGACUAAAGAAAUCAUUGAAAAGGGUGCAGACUGGAUUAUCAAUGAGAUCAAGAUAUCUGGGCUAAGAGGUCGUGGAGGUGCAGCUUUUCCAACUGGCAUGAAAUGGUCUUACAUGAACAAGCCCUCAGAUGGAAAACCAAAAUAUUUGGUAAUUAAUGGAGAUGAGGGUGAACCUGGCACCUGCAAGGAUCGUGAAAUCCUACGUCAUGAGCCUCACAAAUUGUUAGAAGGUUGUUUAAUUGCUGGCAGUGCUAUGGGAGCUUGUGCUGCUUACAUCUACAUCCGUGGUGAAUUUUAUAAUGAAGCAUCAAGUAUACAAGUUGCUAUUGCAGAAGCUUACCAAGCAGGUUUGAUUGGCAAGAAUGCCUGUGGCUCUGGCUACGAUUUUGAUAUCUUUGUCCAAAGAGGUGCAGGAGCAUACAUUUGCGGAGAGGAAACUGCUCUCAUAGAAUCUAUCGAAGGAAAACAAGGAAAGCCAAGAUUAAAACCACCAUUUCCAGCUGAGAUUGGAUUAUUCGGGUGUCCUACUACUGUUACAAAUGUUGAAACUGUCACAGUAUCUACUGCUAUAUAUAAACGAGGCGGAGCAUGGUUUGCAUCACUUGGCCGUCCACGUAAUCAUGGGACUAAAUUAUUUAACAUCUCGGGGCAUGUGAACAAUCCAUGCACUGUGGAAGAAGAAGUGUCUAUUCCUCUGAAGGAACUUAUUGAAAGACAUGCUGGAGGAGUAAUUGGUGGGUGGGAUAAUCUGCUGGGUGUGAUUCCUGGUGGAUCUUCCACUGCUGUUAUUCCUAAAAGCGUGUGCGAUACAGUAUUAAUGGACUUUGAUGAUCUUAUCAGAGUGCAGAGCGCUUUUGGUACUGCAGCUGUGAUCGUGAUGAACAAACAGACUGAUAUUAUUAAAGCUAUUACUCGUCUCAUUAGUUUUUAUAAGCACGAAUCUUGUGGUCAGUGCAGUCCUUGUCGUGAAGGAACAAGUUGGGUGUACAAAAUUAUGACAAGAUUUGUUCAUGGGCAAGCAGAAAUACACGAAAUAGAUAUGCUGUGGGAAAUAACCAAACAGAUUGAAAAACAUACUAUUUGCUUUUUAGCGGAUUGUACAGCAUGGCCAAUUCAGGGAUUGAUUAGGCAUUUCAGACCAGAAAUAGAAGCACGCAUUAAGCGAUGUACGAAAGCAAUAUCCAAUUAAGUUAAAGAUAUAAAUAUUUAAUACUAGUAAACGUUCCGAUGCUUGUGAACAAUAAAAUAUGCAGCUACAAGUGCUAAUGGUUAAGGCGCGAGACAACUGUAUUUGGUUGCAUGCCUUUGUUUAUUGCAUGUAUUUCGUGCUUCAGAAAAUAUUGAAUUACAUCGAUUAAUGGACGGUUCAUCAUCCAUGACGAAGGAAUACAAUCUUUAUUCUGGCGAUGGAGUAUAACCUGAAGAAUUUGAGAUUGGAUAAACUAACCAGCACUAUUCUCAUUUUCGGUAGAAUGCUGGAGAAGGCGAGUAGAUGCAGCAUCAAAUGACAGAUAUGGAGGAACACAUUUGAGUUGAGUAACGAUAAGGAUGGAUGGCUCGAUUAUCUGGUCUGGACAAGAAGGAACAGCAACAGCAACAAAAACAAUCGCUAAAGAUGACAGUAGACAUGCAGAUUGAAUUAGAAUUGCCUACCAUUUCCGAUCAGAUUUUAGUUUUAUGAAUAACAAGAUGAUAGAUUGCGAAUGCAAAGUAAAGAUACCCGAAAUCAUCCAAUUUGAUCAUGUAUCCGCAUGUUUGUCGUUAUUGCGGCCUGGGUUGGGAAUAUGAAAUUCCACUUCCAGUCUGGGCAGCCGAUGGUUAAACCGAUAGUUCCAGUCUGCGUAACAUCGAACCGAGCUAUCACUACUCUUUGUACCCUUUAAUAUUCUUACUUCGUGCCUUCUAUCCGCCAGCGAUCUCCACCAUCGUUCAUGUACCCGUCUCUAUAAAUAAGUCGCUGGACUCGCAAACAAGUAGAACUCUUCACGCUACUGCAAUGCAUCUGUCUGGAUUGUGCCUAGGAUGAUUCUGAAUGAUUCAUUCUAGAUUCAUCAAUGAUAUUUUAAUGUUCUCGAUAGCAUCGUAGAUCAUAAAUGAAAAAGAGUGAUCGAUGGCGAAGUAUGAGCAUUGCUGCAACAUUAACUAUCUUGAGAAAAAAGUGUCUGGAGGUGUUCCAUUAAUCUUCCGCGGA